This is a messenger RNA of Seminavis robusta, 1233 nucleotides long. Lineage: Eukaryota; Bacillariophyta; Bacillariophyceae; Naviculales; Naviculaceae. The record is from the annotation of a GenBank genome assembly.
AUGGCUCACUUUCCACAGUUUGAUCCUUAUUAUCCCCCCCUGCAGUCACCACAGCAGCAUUUUCACCCAGUCCGGACGGUCAACGGCUACUGGCAUCCACAACUCCCGCGGUUUCCCUAUCCACAACCUGCCAUGAUGCCAUACUACGGUCCUCCGCCACAACAGCAGUACCGUCCGAUCCAGCAGCCAGACAAUCAACAGCCUCAUGAGCAGUUGUACUCUCCAGUCAAGACUACUACUACUACAGCAGAUGCGAACAAUGACGAUGAUAUAGUUUUUUUUUUGUUGCCCAUGGACUACCGUCCCUGUCCCAACACGGUCAUUAUUGUUGGCAACCAUAACAAUAAUAAUACGCAGAGCCAACAUGCCGGCAAUGUUCGUUUUCAACAGCUUGUCCAGAGAGAACUGGGCGCUUAUCGUGCUGCGGAAACCGAAAACAAGACCACUGUCAUUCGGCGUGUCUUGACAGAACUCCAGUACGCAUUCGUCCAGCAAGACGUGGCCACAUGCCGCUGGUAUCGCGUUCCAGACGCCGCACAACGAGAUCUUGUGGAACGGGUCUUUCAGAAUGCAAUCAAGGACGACACGGACAACAGCACUCUACUACAUCAUGUAGUUCAAGAACAGGAAACUGGUUGCGUCGAAGAACAGGAACAACAAGCAGAAACGGAACGCGGCGGUGGCGAUGAAACGUCAACAGACACGCAGGCGCCCAACAAGAGUCCCUCCAGAAUGACUACUAGCACGUCAUCAUCAGCUCCUGUGGAACUCACCAAGAAAGCUCCGCCAGCCAUGAAGAACAUGUGCGAUAACACCUUGGCCACGAGGGCAUUUACUCCUCUCGGCGGGAGUCAACCUACCAUCAUCACCCAAGAUGUGCCCUCCACCGUCACUGCUAGAAGUACAAACGAAACCAUCACCAAGGCGGAGGACAAAGCAGCAUCUGCUAUCAUCUCGCCAGAGGCUCCCAUUGUUGUCAUCAAGAAUAACCCGGCUUUGACCAAGGCGCAGCGGGCCAUCAAGAAUAUGUGCGAUGGAACUUCCGUGUCAGCAACAACAGCAGAGACACCCCGUGGACGCCGCACAAGCAAACCUGUCAUCCACUACACACCAGAGGAGUCCUACACCGUAACCGCUAGUGGUACCAAUGAAGACAACACCAAGGAGAAGGACAAAGCAGAGUCCACCAUCACCUCGCAGGCUCCAGUUGUAUCAAGGCUAACCCAACUUUGA